Molecule: messenger RNA, 10852 nt
Organism: Scleropages formosus (Asian bonytongue)
Lineage: Eukaryota; Metazoa; Chordata; Actinopteri; Osteoglossiformes; Osteoglossidae
Gene: cdh23
Product: cadherin-related 23
Exons: 68
Coding region: 229-10101 (3290 amino acids)
Biological process (GO): homophilic cell-cell adhesion
Cellular component (GO): cell-cell junction; plasma membrane
Molecular function (GO): calcium ion binding
Source: RefSeq, a predicted model, not a curated record
ACUCCGCGUUCCAGCGGCGUGACGGCUGUGGCUCGGCUGCUGCUGUCCUACCUCGCUCUUCAGGCUCUGGUCAAAGCCUUCAACCAGCCUCCCCGAUUCCAAAACAACUUCUUUCAGACUUACCUGCUCAUCUAUGAGGACACUGCGGUUGGUUCCUCGGUGACUCAGCUGAAGGCUCUGGAUGUGGACGAAGAGCCGCUGGUGUUCGGCGUGGUGGGAGAGGAGGCCAUGAGGUACUUUGCUGUGGAGAGCAACACGGGGAUCGUGUGGCUGAGGCAGCCCUUGGACAGGGAGACCAAAUCUGAGAUGCAGGUGGAGUUCACAGUCAGUGACAGUCAAGGGGUGGUCAAACAGACCGCGAAUGUUCAGAUCGGGGAUGUCAAUGACAACGCCCCCACCUUCUACAACCAGCCUUACAAUGUUCGGAUCCCGGAGGACACACCGGUGGGGACUUCCGUGUUCAUGGUGAACGCCACGGACCCAGACCAGGGCACAGGGGGUAGCGUGCUCUUCUCCUUUCAGCCGCUCUCGCCGUUCUUCACCAUCGAUGGAGCGCGGGGGACUGUCACGGUCUCCCGACGCCUUGACUAUGAGAUCACCGCAGCCUACCAGCUCACUGUCAAUGCCACGGACCAGGACAAGUGGCGUCCUCUCUCCAGCCUGGCCAACCUGGCCAUCAUCAUCACCGAUGUGCAGGACAUGGACCCAAUCUUCAUCAACCUCCCAUACAGCACCAACAUCAAUGAAGACUCUCCUCCGGGCUACGAGGUGCGGAAGAUCACUGCUAUCGAUCAGGAUCGCGGAAGACCCAGAGGAAUCGGUUACACUGUCGUCUCAGGAAACACCAACAGCAUCUUCGCUCUUGACUACAUCAGCGGAUCUCUCACAGUGAACGGGCAGCUGGACAGAGAAAACCCCCUCUACUCUGCUGGCUUCAUCUUGACUGUCAAGGCCACGGAGCUGAACGAGGACCGCACGCCGUCUACGGCGACAGUCAUGACCACCUUCACCAUCUUGGUGGUGGACAAAAAUGACAACGCGCCGCAGUUCAACAGCUCCGAAUACCGUGUCCGCAUCACCGAGUUGGCGCAGGUGGGCUUUGCCCUGCCCCUCUUCAUCCUAGUGGAGGACAAGGAUGAGGGCCCUAACAGCAUGUUCCAGGUGUUCCUCACGGGAAACAACUCGGAGCACUUCACCAUUUCGCCCACCUCCGUGCAGGGCCGGGCGGACAUCAGGGUGCGUGUUGCUGUGCCCCUGGAUUUCGAGACCAUCAGGAGCUACAGCUUUUCUCUCUAUGCCAACGAGUCACUGCUGGAGCACGUGGGGUUCGCGCGCGUCUUCAUCGACUUGAUCAACGAGAAUGACAACCGACCCAUCUUCAGCACAUCACUGUACAACAUCAGCCUGCCUGAGAACACACCCAGCGGGACAUCGCUGGUCAGGAUCCAGGCCUCAGACAGUGAUGUUGGCAGUUUUGGGGUAGUGCAGUACUACUUCAGUGACGAACCUGACCAGUUCUCACUGGACGUCGACAGCGGCUGGGUGACGCUAAGAGGAAGCCUGGACUUCGAGCUGAUGCGCCGAUACACGAUGACAGUGCUGGCCCGCGAUGGGGGCGGCGAGGAGACCACCGGCCGGCUGAGAGUCAAUGUGCUGGAUGUUAAUGACAAUGCACCCAUCUUCCAGAAGGAGGCGUACACCGGUUCUCUGAGGGAGAACGAGCAGGCCGUGCAGCAAGUGGCCCGAGUCAGGGCAACGGAUGAGGAUUCCCCACCCAACAAUGUGCUGACCUACACCAUCAUCGCUGCCUCCCAGUUCCCCAGUUACUUCAGCAUCAGCAUGGUGGAGGGAUAUGCAGUUAUCAGUGUCACCAGACCGUUGGACUACGAGACCGUUCCAGGGGGGAUGAUCUACUUGACACUGAUGGCCAGGGAUGGAGGGACCCCCCCUCUCAACAGCACCGUUCCCCUCACCGUGGAGCUGUUUGAUGAAAAUGACAACCCGCCCACGUUCAGCCAGCCGUCCUACGUCAUCACUGUGCCGGAGAACAUCAUUGCAGGGGCGACAGUGCUGUACGUGAACGCCACAGAUAGAGACGCCUCCCGCGAGUUCGGCCAGGCCUCCCUUAUCUACUCCCUGGAGGGCUCCUCCCACUUCCGCCUCAAUACGCGCUCGGGAGAGAUCACCACCACAGCCCUGCUGGAUCGGGAGCUCAAAUCGGAGUACAUUCUCAUCGUACGAGCUGUGGAUGGGGGGGUGGGGCCUCUGCAGAAGACGGGCAUCGCCACGGUGAACAUCACCCUGCUGGACAUCAACGACAACCCCCCAGUGUGGCGCGACGAACCCUAUGAAGUGAAUGUGGUGGAGAUGAGCCCUGCAGACACCGACGUGGUCACGGUGCUGGCCGUGGACCCGGACAGCGGCGAGAACGGCACGGUGCUCUACCAGAUCAGCCCCCCCAACCCCUUCUACUCUAUCAACAGUAGAAGCGGGAAGAUCCGCACCAGCGGAGCCCUGCUGGACAGGGAGAGCCCGAGCCCCAGGGAUGCCCAGCUCAUGAGGACCAUCGUCGUCUCUGCCAGCGACAGUGGAAGGCCCCCUCUGCGCUCCUCGGUGAGCACCACGGUCUUCGUAAAUCUGCUGGAUCUCAACGACAACGACCCCACGUUCCUCAACCUCCCAUUUGUGGCGGAAGUCCCCGAGGGUCUUCCUGUUGGAUCCUCGGUCUUCAGGAUUCAGGUGUCCGACCCGGACGAGGACAAGAACGGCCAGGUGACCCUGACCCUGCAGAUGGGCAUGCCUCGGCUCGACUUCGCUCUCAACACCACCACGGGCCUCUUGGUUUCCACGACAACGCUGGACCGGGAGCAGAUCGGGCAGUACUUGGUCCGCGUGGUGGCCUACGAUGCGGGCCAGUUCCCGCGGACCUCCACCAGCACUCUCACCAUCACAGUACUGGACGUAAACGAUGAGACGCCGACCUUCUACCCGAGAGUGUACAACGCGUCCGUGCUGGAAAGCGUCGCCCGGGACUUCGUGGUGACGCGACUCAACUGUACGGACAACGACGCCGGCCUCAACGCAGAGCUCAGCUACUUCAUCACGGAUGGGAAUCAGGAUGGCAAGUUCAGCGUGGGCUUCCGCAAUGGCGUGGUGCGUACCGUGGUGGGGUUGGACAGAGAGACCCAGGCCUCCUACACCCUUGUCAUCGAGGCCAUCGACAACGGACCGGCCGGUAGCAGGAGGACUGGAACGGCGACUGUGUACGUGGCGGUUCUCGAUGUCAAUGACAACCGGCCCAUCUUCCUGCAAAACAGUUACGAGACCAGCAUCCUAGAAAGUGUUCCCCAAGGCACCAGUCUUCUGCAGGUACAGGCCACAGAUGCAGACCAGGGGGAAAAUGGCAGAGUUCUGUACAGGAUACUGUCCGGGAAUAGCAACCGUCUCUUCAGCAUUAAUGAGCUGACGGGUCAUGUGACCAGAGGCGAACGAGCUCUGGACCGGGAGACCAGCAGUUCCCACGUGCUCGAGGUGGAGGCCUACAACAGCGACCAGGGCAGCAUGAGGAGCACUGUGCGGGUGAUCGUGUACGUGGAGGACGUCAACGACGAGCCCCCGGUCUUCACCCAGCAGCAGUACAACCGCCUGGGCCUCAGGGAGACGGCUGGCGUCGGCACCUCCGUCAUCGUCGUCCGGGCCUCCGAUCCGGACACAGGUGACGGGGGGGCCGUGGCAUACGCCAUGGUCUCGGGUUCAGACAGGAAGUUCGAGGUGGAUGUGAGCACGGGCCUGGUGACCACGGUGGACCACCUGGACUACGAGACCAAGACGAGCUACCUUAUGAACGUUUCGGCCACGGACCAGGCGCCCCCGUUCCACCGCAGCUACUGCAGCGUGUACGUGACGCUCCUCAACGAGCUGGACGAAGCGGUGGCCUUCCUACAGGCCGCCUACGAGGCCUCGCUGCGCGAGAACAUCGCCACCGGCACGGAGGUUGUUCAAGUGCGAGCGCAGUCCGCCGACAACCUCAACCAGAUCUCGUACCGCUUCGACCCGGAUACGUCGCCGGCGGCGCUUGCGCUCUUCAAGAUCGACAGCGUCACGGGUCGCAUCACGGUUACGGGGUUGCUGGACCGAGAGCACGGAGACCUCUACACCCUGACAGUCGUUGCCGACGACGGGGGACCAAAGAAGGACUCGACUGUGAAGGUAUCGAUCACCAUACUGGACGAAAAUGACAACAGCCCGGAGUUUGACAUCACGUCAGACGUCUCCGUGGAUGUCCCGGAAAGCACUCCCAUCGGGAGGAGAGUGGCGGUGGUUCUGGCCCGAGACAAGGACAUCGGGAGAAACGGCCUGGUGAAUUUCACGCUGGUGGCAGGCAACAUGCGGGACGUCUUUGAGAUCCGGACCAUCAACAACACCUACGGGGAGGUGUAUGUCAACGCAGGCCUGGACCGGGAGACGAUCGACCGCUACCUUCUCAAGGUAAGGGCCAUGGACAAUGGCUCCCCCCCACGAUACACGGACCUCUCUCUCACCGUCAACAUCGUGGACGUCAACGAUAACGUCCCGGUCAUCGAAAGCCGCGCCGGCUACAACGUCAGCAUCAGCGAGAACGUAGGGGGUGGCACGUCCGUCCUGCGCGUGGUUGCUACUGACCGUGACAUCGGCUCCAACGCCAUGCUCUUCUACUACAUCACUGGUGGCAACCAGGACCUGACCUUCCGCAUGGACCGCGUCACUGGCGAGAUGGUUACCCGGCCUUCCCCUCCUGACCGUGAGCGGCAGCAGCAGUACCACCUCACUGUGACCGUGGAGGACGACGGCACGCCGCCACUCUCGUCUUCAACAAUAGUUGUAGUGUACAUCGUGGACGAGAAUGACAACGCACCAAAGUUUCCCGUGGAGGAGUAUGUGACAGUGCUGAGCGAGGGUCCAAACACCGUGGGCAUUGCCAUCGCCACCGUGACAGCAGUUGACUCCGAUGAGGGGCUCAACGGCACAGUGCGCUAUGCCAUUGCCCAAGGCAACCUCAUCCAGACAUUCCAUAUCAACAGCAUCACGGGUACGAUUGUAACAGCGAAAGCCCUGGACUACGAGAUCAGCCGUGGGCACUACACACUGAUGGUCACGGCGACUGACCAGUGCCCCAUCCCUCGACUCCGCCUGACGUCCAGUGCCACGGUAAUAGUGAAUGUAAUUGAUGUGAACGACGAGACCCCCGCCUUCCCUCGACCUUACGAGGGGCCCUUUGACAUAACGGAGGGUCAGCCAGGACCUCGUGUCUGGACCCUAAAAGCCACGGAUGAGGACUCCGGGCUCAAUGGCAAGGUGGAGUACAACAUCACAGCCGGAGACCCUCAGAGUGAGUUUGUGGUGUCUCCAGUGGACGGCGAGCUACGUGUCAAAAGAGAUGUAGAGCUGGACCGCGAGACUACGCCCUUCUACAACAUCACUGUCACUGCCUGGGACCUGGGCACACCACAGCUUAGCAGCACGGUGGUGGUAGGUGUACGGGUUCUAGACAUCAAUGACAACGACCCAGUUCUGCUGAAUCUACCCCAGAACCAGAGUGUCAGCGAAGGAGCCCCUGUCCACACCUCCGUGAUGCAGGUGCUGGCUCGGGAUGCUGACAGUGGCCGCAACGCCUUGCUCACCUACAACAUCACUGCGGGCAACACUGACGGAGCCUUCUACAUAAACGACACGACAGGUGUGGUGCAGGUGAACAGGCCUCUGGACCGAGAGCGGGUAGCAGAGUACAGAUUGACCAUCACUGUGAAAGACAACCCUGAAAACCCACGCAUCGCCCGAAAGGACUCGGACGUGCUGAUGAUCAUCAUCCUGGAUGAGAACGACAACCGGCCCGUUUUCACACAAAGUAGCUACCGGGCCGAGAUCAUGGAGAACUCACCUCCAGGCAGGCCAGUGUCAGUGUUAAAUGGGCCAGUGUUGGCUGAAGACCGGGACAUUGGGCCCAAUGCGGUGGUACGCUAUCGCCUUCUGGGACCCCGGCUCGACCUUUUCACUGCCGACUCUAUCACUGGUGAAGUAAGGGUGCGGCAGGGGGCAGUACUGGACAGGGAGGUGUUCUCAGACCCCCGGGUGGAGCUGUUUCUGGUGGCAGAAGACGUGGGUGGCCUCAGCAGCAGUGUGCCCCUCACCAUCACCAUUCUGGACCAAAAUGACAACACGCCCGUCUUCAGCCCUUCCAGCCUCAUCGUUCACCUGCCUGAAAACAGCCCUCCAGGGGUAGUGGUGACCCAGCUGUCAGCCAGCGAUGCCGACUCCGGCUCCAACGGUUGGCUGCUGUACAGACUGGAGAGUGGAGCCCAGGACCGCUUCAUCGUGGACUCCCUCUCAGGGGCUGUCCUGGUGGGCAACGCUACCUUGGACCGAGAGGAGCGUGGCUCGUACCGCCUUGUCAUAGUGGCCACCGACCGUGGCACACCUCCGCUUUCUGGCACGGCAACCCUGUCCGUUGUCCUGGACGACAUCAACGACUCCCGACCCCGCUUCCUGCAACUUAUCCACACUGUCAGCGUUAAUGAGUCCACACCUCCUGGAGUUGUGGUGGCCACCCUCACUGCUGAGGACCCUGAUCUUCGUCCCCGUCUGGAAUAUUAUAUCAUAUCGGUUGAAGCGAAGGAUGAUGGGAACAACCCAGUGGGCGGUCUGCAGGAUUCCUUUGGCAUCGAUUUCCAUACUGGUGCGGUGUUCAUUCGCAACCCACUGAACCGUGAGCUGGUGGCCACCUUUGAUAUUCUUGUGUCCGUACACGACAACGCCAGCGAUGUCAUCGACCAGUCCGUCAGCGUGCCCAAUGCGAGACUCACGGUUAAUGUGUUGGAUGUGAACGACAACGCCCCGCGCUUCCGACCGUUUGGGGUCACGAACUUUACAGAGAUGAUUCUGGAAGGCGCCCAACCUGGGACUACACUGUUGUCUGUGUCGGCAGUGGACCCCGACAAGGGUCCAAACGGACUGGUGAUCUACCACCUGCUCCACCUGCCCCGUGGUGAAUACUUACGGCUUGAAGACUCCUCAAUAGGGAAGAUCCUGGCCAAUCGGACAGUGGACUACGAACAAGUACAAUGGCUCAACUUCACAGUGAGAGCCCAGGACCAGGGUACCCCGGUCCGUGCCACGGAGCUGCCUGUCUUCUUGCGCAUCGUCGAUGUCAACGACAACAACCCCGUCUUCACGCAGCCCUCCUAUCAGAGGUCUGUGUUUGAGGACGUGGCACUGGGCACAGUCAUUGUGAAGGUCAGCGCCACGGAUGCGGACUCUGGGCUCUUCUCAGUCAUUGAGUACAGUCUAGUUGAUGGACGGGGCAAGUUUGGCAUCACCCCGUCCACUGGUGACAUCUACAUCCUCUCUCCUUUGGACCGUGAAAUACAGGACCGCUACACGUUGACUGCAGUUGCCAGGGACAACCCAGGGGGAAGCCCUAACAACCGCAGAGAAAAUUCUGUACAGGUGCUGGUGAUUGUUCUGGACGUAAAUGAUUUCCAGCCGUCCUUCUCUGAGCGCAUCUUCAGCACCAGCGUGUUUGAGAAUGAGCCCAGUGGGACGUCUAUCAUCACUUUCAGCGCCAUCGACAAGGAUGAGGGGGAGAACAGCCUGCUCACUUACACACUGAAGGGGAAUGGAGCUGAUGCUUUCUCGAUGGAUCCAGAUACAGGCUUGGUGCGCUCCCUGCGACUGCUCCAAUCCUUUGAGCGCUUCAAUCUAACGGUGGUUGCCAUGGACCACGGGCGUCCACCGCUCUCGGGCACCGCCGCCCUGAUCAUCACAGUCAUUGACGUCAACAACAACCGGCCUGUUUUUGUGCGUCCGGCCAAUGGCACCAUCAUGCAUAUUCUGGAGGAACAGCCCCCAGGGCUGGUGGUGUAUGAAGUCUUUGCAACUGAUGGGGACGAGGGGAUGAACGGAGAGGUGCGCUAUGACUUCAUGACAGAUGGUGGAAAUCGGGACUGGGAGAACUUCCAUAUCGACCCCUUGACGGGAGUCAUAACCACAGCUGUCAGGCUGGACCGUGAGAAGCAGGCUCUCCACACCCUGAUUGUGAAGGCCAAGGAUCUUGGCCAGCCAGUGUCCUACGAAACAGUGCAGCCCCUCCAAGUGGCGCUAUCUGACAUUGAUGACAACGAGCCCGUCUUUCUCAAGCCCCCGAGGGGCAGCCUGCUGUACCAGGCGCUCUCUGUGCCGGAGCACUCUGUGCCGGGGACGCUGGUGGGAAAUGUGACAGGAGCAGUCGACGCAGAUGAGGGAUCCAAUGCUGUGGUGUAUUACUUCAUUGCAGGGGGCAACACUGAGGAUAAUUUUGGCCUGAGCACAGCAGGGGUCCUCCGAGUGAAAAAAGACCUGGAUCGCGAAUACAUCCCAGUAUAUUCCAUCAUUGUUAAGGCUUCCAGCAACCGCAACUGGACCCCUCCACGGGGGCAGAGGGCAGCACGUCUUCAAAACUUGGAUCCCAGCCGCGACCCCACCUUGCAGGAGGUGCGGAUCUUCCUGGAGGACAUCAAUGACCAGCCACCUCGCUUCACUAAGCUCGAGUACACUACAGGUGUGGCGGCAGAUGCCAAAGUGAACUCAGAACUAAUCAAAGUCCAGGCACUGGACAAAGAUGAGGGCAACAACAGCCUAGUCCUCUACAGCAUCUACUCCAUCCAGUACAUUAGUCUGACUUCCAACGACUCCAAGGACGUGGACAAAGAAGUCUUUAUUAUUGGUAAGGCAGAUGGUAUCAUACGCACUGGUGACCUUUUGACUUCAUACAUCACGGGUUACUUUGUGGUGGAGGUGCUGGCUGAGGACCUGGCCAAGCACAGCGACAUGGCAGUGGUGGGCAUUUACAUCCUACGGGAAGACCAACGUGUGAAGAUUGUCAUCAAUGAUACACCUGAGAAGGUGCGUCUCAUUCAGGAGGAAUUCAUCCUGCUAUUGUCCAACAUCACCGGUGCCAUUGUCAAUAUGGACGACGUGCAGGUUUAUGUAGACAAGGAUGGGAAUCUGAACCAUCAUCAGACAGAAAUUCUCAUCCAUGUGGUCAACAAGCAGACCAAUCGUAUCCUCGAUGUUGAGAGAGUGAUACAGAUGAUCGAUGAGAACAAGGAGCAGCUGAAGAACCUGUUCAGAAAGUACAACGUCCUGGAUGUCCAGCCGUUCCUGAGCAGAAAAGCCCCAGCAGACUUCACCUCACUGCAGAUGGCCACCAUCAUGCUCGCUGUACUCCUUUUCCUGGCGGCGAUACUGUUCAUCUCCAUGGUCAUGUAUUAUCGCACAGUGCACAAGAGGAAGCUAAAAGCCAUCGUCGCAGGCUCCACAGGGAACCAGGGUCUCAUGGAUAUCCUCGACAUGCCCAACACGAACAAGUACUCCUUUGAAGGGGCAAACCCAGUGUGGCUGGAUCCGUUCUGCCGGAACCUGGAGCUGGCAGCUCAGGCGGAGCAUGAGGACGACUUGCCGGAGAACCUCAGCGACAUCACUGAUCUGUGGAACAGCCCCGCUCGCACACACGGCACAUUUGGUCGUGAGCCUCAGGCCUCAAAGCCAGAAGAUGACCGCUACCUUAGGGCAGCCAUACAGGAGUACGACAACAUUGCCAAGCUGGGCCAGAUCAUGAGGGAGGGACCCAUCAAGGGCUCCCUGCUCAAAGUGGUACUGGAUGACUACCUGAGGCUCAAAAAGCUUGUUGCUGCUCGACUGGUCACCAAGGCUACCAGCAACGGCGACCAGUCGUCCGUCACUGAGCUGAUCCAGAGUGAUCUGGAUGAAGACGAAGACGAGAGAACUGGCAUAGGGGGUAGUCGUGGCACUCUGCGUUUCAAACAUAAGCUCCCCGUCGAGUUGCGAGGGCCAGAGGGUGUGCAUGUGGUGCAUGGCAGCACAGGUACACUUCUGAAUUCUGACCUCAAUAGCCUGCCAGAGGAUGAUCAGCGGGCACUGGCACGCUCCCUCGAGGCACUACAUGCGGACGGCAGUUUGUACGGCGAACGCAAUGCCCGUACCGAGUCAGCCAAAUCUACACCCCUGCACCGUAAUAAGGAGGCAGAGGUGCUAUCAGAGAGCCCACUCGAGAUCACCGAGCUCUGACUAGCCGAGGCCUCACUGGUCUGAGCGUGCCCCGUGCAUCCCUUCUCUUCCUCAUCUCUGCUGCAGACUGAACAGCGUCGGGAGAGGGAUCACGGGUAUGGAGUUUGGUGUGGUGUGUGCAUUCUGGGGAACUGCAACGUACGGCCGGGUUUCUGAAGUGGAGCAACUUCAUGCAUCGGUAAAAAGGGAUACGUAAAUGACACAGAGUCAGAAGGUCUGGGAUAAAAUGCUGGAUUCCAAACUUUGCAUUAUUAUAUAAGUCCAGAGCACUACCGUACUAAACUGUGAUGCGAGACCCGCAAGCUGUGAGUUACUGGAGCUGCUUGAACUAGACCUUUCUGAACCCCUCGAGAGGAGAACAAAACUUGAAAAUCAAAUGUGGAAGGCAGAGGGUGACACAACGGUUUGACAUUAUAUGUACUAUAAACAACGUUCACGUAGAGCACCGCUGCUGUUCUGGCAGGAAAAUAUAGUGCAGUGCAGUGCAGUGGUGUGGAGUGGAGUGGAGCGGAGCGGUUUUCCCCAUUACAAGAAGAGGUACGAACUACCUGAACAAACUCCGGGAUGGCACACACAUGCACGAAACACACCUGUGCACAUACCAGCUCACAUUCAGACCAGCUGAAGGCCACCACUAGAUCUCUUUUUUGUUUUUUUAGAAAUCUGUCUCUCGUUUGACUUUGUGUUUCAAUGGAGGCUGUGGUACUCUGGUAUCGAUGUCGGGAUCAAGCGGGCCGGGAUCAGUUUGUAU